Molecule: messenger RNA, 4575 nt
Organism: Poecilia reticulata (guppy)
Lineage: Eukaryota; Metazoa; Chordata; Actinopteri; Cyprinodontiformes; Poeciliidae
Product: cadherin-related family member 1a-like
Biological process (GO): homophilic cell-cell adhesion
Cellular component (GO): plasma membrane
Molecular function (GO): calcium ion binding
Source: RefSeq, a predicted model, not a curated record
GCUCAUGACAGAUGUUAUGUUUGUGGCAGUGUCAUGUCAGUCUUAUGCACACCCUUUCAAAUAAAGUGUUACCAAUAUAAUUGGGUCAUUUACACAAAUGAAUUUGAGUUAUUGUCUAUAAAACACAAGUGCCAUUCAAGAUAAAAAAUGUUUUUAAAAAUCAGACAGCAAAAUACAAUACCGUCUUCCUCACUGUGUAAAGAAACAUGGAUUUUCACAGCCUUAUUUGUCACACUUUCAGCUUCUUCUACUUUUAACUUUUGCUGUAGAUGUGUAAAUGUUCAGUCAUUAUUUUAGAGAUGUCAUUACUUAUAAAGUUGUGAAAUAAAAUUAACUUGAACGAAUAUAUAUGUUUGUUUUUUAGUUAUAUUUCUAUUAGACAGCCCUGUGGUUAGUUUUUCUGUUGGUAUUGAAGUCUUUCAUUCAGGAAAGUGGUAUGGUGUGACAAGACAAAAAACAUAAAUGUGACGUGUUUAACCUAAGUAAACACACAGGUCAGUUGAGUCUCUUGGCUCUGGCUCGCAACACGUGAAACCCAGUGCACCUGAUAAUGCGACUCCCUGUCACAAAACUAAACGGCGCGCUAGAAACUGAGUUGGCAGUAAUCACUGAUGCAGGCAGCCCAUGUACAGAUUGUCACGUGUGUGCAGAAGUGUAAUUUUCACACCGCGACGUGUGAAACCCCAACUCCCAGCUCUGCAUCUGUUGCCUCCCCGGAUAGGUUGGAGCCCAUGCAGCGAGGCAGAAGAUGCCUGUAAAGAGAAGGGAUGCGUCACUGGAUUAGUGCCUGAGAAUCUGCCCCAGCCUCUCCUCUCUGAGCCUGCUGAGACAUCUCCAGAAGGGCACGACACUCACCGCUCGCUUUCCCUCCACCAAGCCUUCCACAUGAGCCAGCCAAGCCUUAGCUCCGCGCCAGGAUGAAGAAAUACAAGACAACGCACGCGUUCAUGUUCCUCCUGCUACUUCACUACAGUUUGGGGCAGUCAGACUAUGCUCCAUAUUUCUAUGACAACGGUCCUAGCAGCAUAAGUGGGAACAUGGCCUUGUUCAGCAUCUCUGAGGACACACCUGUUGGAACACAGAUAUACAUCCUGAACGGGACAGAUCCAGAGGGGGAUCCUGUGCGAUACGGCCUCACAUUUGAAAAAGGCUCCACUGAAUAUUUCAGGGUGGAGCCCAAGUCGGGAAACGUGACUCUAAUUCAGGAGCUGGACAGAGAGAAACAAGAUGAAAUCUCAGUGAUUGUCAGCAUAACAGAUGGACGCAACAAAGUUGUUGAGACUGUGAGAGUGUUUGUGACAGACGCCAACGAUGAGCCGCCAGAAUUUCAAAGUCUGCCUUUUAUCACUGAUGUUCCAGAGGACACUGCUCCGGGAAGUAGCAUCUACAGAGUCCAUGCUAUAGACAAGGACUUGGGUUCAGGAGGCAGCGUUUCUUAUUAUCUACAGAGUUCCCCAUUUGCCAAGUUCACUAUAGAUGGACACAGCGGGAUCCUCAGAGUGAAACCUGGUGAGACUUUGGACUACGAGACCACACCAACACAUUUUGUCACAGUGGUCGCAAAGGAUGGAGGUGGGAAGUACAAAGGAAGGCACCAGGUGCUGACCUCCACGGCUACUGUAACAAUCAAUGUCCUUGAUGCCCAAGACAUGCCCCCAUCCUUUGUGGGAACCCCGUACAUUGGGUACAUCUACGAAGUCUCGGUCCCUGGGUCUGAAAUAUACACAGUGUCUGCUAAAGACGGGGAUCAAGGCAAUCCCAACCCUAUCCAUUAUUCCAUUGUGAAUGGAAGUGAUGGUGUUUUUGAGAUAAACAGCACCAGUGGAUGCGUUUCUCUAACAACUCCUCCAUCUCUGCUGAAAAAUGAACUCUAUGAAAUAAAAGUGAAGGCAUCUGAGGUCGGACCCAACAACCAGCUGUUAGACUACGACGUCACCACAGUGACUGUCCGGGUGGUGGAUCUUAAUAACCACCCUCCUACUUUUUAUGGAGAAAAUGGACCCCAGAGCAAGUUUGAGGUCACCAUGUAUGAGCAUCCUCCUGCUGGAGAGAUCCUCAGAGGCUUCAAGAUCACAGUGAACGACUCUGAUCAGGGGGCAAACGCUAAAUUUAAACUGAGACUGGUGGGACCCAGUAGAGUUCUUCGAGUUGUUCCCCAGACGGUCCUGAAUGAAGCGCAGGUGACCAUCAUUGUGGAGGACGCUUCUGGUAUAGACUUUGAAAAGGGACCAACCCUAUCUUUUAAGCUGCUGGCGGUAGAGAUUGACACUCCUGAGCGUUUCAGUGCGACAGCCGACAUAGUGAUCAACCUGCUGGACACAAACGACAACGUCCCCGUUUUCACGUCCGAGUACUACAUCGCCAGAGUGGCUGAGAACUCCCCCGGCGGCUCCAGUGUCCUGUCUGUCACAGCGAAUGAUCCAGACUCUGGUUCCUGGGGUGAAGUCAAAUACACGAUUUAUGGAUCAGGAUCAGAUUUAUUUGCCAUCCACCCAUCAACAGGCCUUAUCAUCACACAACCCUGGACCAGUCUGGACGCAGAGAUGAGGUCAAAAUACAACUUCUACGUCAAGGCGGAAGAUUCAGAAGGCAAGUACAGCAUCGCUGAAGUCUUUGUCAGCGUCCUUGACAUGAACGACCAUCCUCCGGAGUUUGAUGAGGAAUUUCAAGAGAAGACCAUGAUCAUUGGGACACCUGUCAAAGUUCAGGCCGUGGACGAGGACGCAGAGUCUCCUAACAACGUCAUCGAGUACUCCAUCAUGACAGCCGAUCCCGACAACGCAUUUGACAUCAAUGCAAACACAGGGGAGAUCCAGCUGAAGCCUUUCAUCAAGUCUAUGGAGAUUGUGCACAAUAUCACCAAGCAGAAGGAUUGCAAGUGGUCUCUGGUGGUCCAGGCCAGGGACCGGGGAUCCCCAUCCUUUAGCACCACAGCUGUGGUCAACAUCGAUAUCACAGAGGCGACUCCUCUCAAGGGGCCAAUGGCAGCAUUUUUAAUGAAAAGUAGGGACAAUCCUCUGAGAGCUUUAGGCAUUGUCGCUUUUAUCAUUCUCGUACUGGUAGGAGUGACUGUGAUGAUCUCCACGGUCAUGUACAUGCGCAACUCAAAGUCAAACAGAAUCAUGCCAGUCCGACGCAUCAUUAAGAAGCGACCCAGGGACCAGCAGACGUGGAAAUUCAAGAUCCCUGUCAUCAAGCUGUCCAGCCCAGCAGAGAAGUUUCUGAUCAGUGACCCAGAAAGCAGACCACCGCAGGAAACCAGCAGCCCCAGGCUGAAGCCUCCACCUCCUAUUGCUCCUUGUCUGCCCCCUCCGCCUCCCUCUAGCUCUCGGGCUAUUGAGCGGCCCCGGGCGGUCCCAACCAUAUCUGGUGCACUGGCCUACAAAGGUUCAAAGAAGGCAAAGCCUGGCCGCCGCAAAGAGGGAAACAUCAGUUCUGCGUUGGUGUCUGAGCUUAAAAUGAAGCUGGAGCAGAAGAUUAACGAGAAUAACCAAGGGUAUUAUUAAACAGAACUGCAAACACAUCUGGUUUAAGGGUCGCUCAGUCCAUUUGUCAAUGGCUCUGUGCUCUUAUCUUACAUGCAGCCGUCGUGAUGAUUGGUAGAAGGAUCUAACUUUGGAUUUUUUUUUUUUUUGUCAUACAUUUAAGUCUUAACAGACAUCAAAGAAGUAGGCUGCACUUUGUCCUCCACUGUAUUAGACUUAGAGAAGUGUGGAGAGUCAGUGGUGCAGUCGCAAAUAAUUCACCACACUGACAUCUUGAGGAGGAUUAUGUGAUCUCAACAGUAAGAAGCACUACUGUAAAUUGUCCUAGGAGAGGAUUACUAAGAUUUAGUGUCUGUACAUCAGUUGCAUAACAUCCCGAAAAGUGUAAUGCUCACAAAUGUGCAGUGUUUUCAGGACAAAAAAUUAUUUUUUACCUGGUAAAUUCCCAUUACUGAAAGGUGUGUUUUCGCUCAAUGGAGCAUGCAGCUAAAACCACAUGGCAACGUUUUACAAUGAAGUGCUGAAGGACCUGUGUGUUGAUAUUUUUACUGUGUUACAUCAGCCGCUUCAAAAGCCGAGAAGUUGCUCCUUUGUAUGAAGACAAUGUGCCACUGUAGUAACAUGAGCCUGCUUGAGUAAUUCUAGGAAAGAAAAUGUUUUUAUAUAAAUGAACAUGCAUCCGUUUUAAGUGUAAAGCGCUGUAUUAUUUUUAACCAUGUGACUACAAGAAAUCUAAGUCUAUUAGUGGGGAAUUGUUGAUGAGAGCUAGUCACGCUUGAAAUUUCCAAGCUGGCGUCGCAUUGCUGAGAGAUUUGUAUUUAAAUAAAUGUUUAUCUGGAGCGUCUUUGUCAAACAUGUAGAAGCUGUGCAUGGAUACUUUCCAUCUCAUUCUCAAAUGCCUUUCAAUAUAGGCAAAGAAAAUAUCAUUGCUGUAACCAUAACUUGUAUCUGAGUAGUUCUUAACUUAUACUUAUUUCAAAUAAGUUGAGAUAAACUAUAUACGAUAAAUAUGACUUUAACUUGCCUGGUCCUUUGAAAAAAUUUAUAUUGUCUUUGUACUGUUUUGAUUUUAAAUAAAUAUUUGAACAUA